Calidris pugnax (ruff) is the source of this 2524-nucleotide messenger RNA. RefSeq names its product leucine rich adaptor protein 1 (gene LURAP1). Gene Ontology annotation, biological process: positive regulation of cytokine production; positive regulation of canonical NF-kappaB signal transduction. Lineage: Eukaryota; Metazoa; Chordata; Aves; Charadriiformes; Scolopacidae. The coding region runs from base 61 to 951 and encodes 296 amino acids. The transcript is spliced from 2 exons. The record is from RefSeq and is a predicted model, not a curated record.
GCCGGGGCUCCGGGCCGGGGUGACAGCGCGGCUGCCGCCGCCGCCGCCCGCCCCACCCGCAUGGAGGGCGGCGGGGAGGCGCUGCCCGCCGACCUGCGGGAGCUGGCCAGCAAGGUGGGCCGGCGGCCUCCCGCCGGACUGUUGCGGGGGCUGCGGGCCGACAACCCCCCCGCACCGCCCGCACCGCCGCCGCCGGCGCCACCGGCCCGCGGCUCCCGACCGCCCCUCGCCGACCGCCUCCGGGCGCUCCGCCUCGAGCUGGCUUAUCUGCGAGCGGUCGAUGUGAAGAUACUGCAGCAGCUGGUGGUGGUGAACGAGGGCAUCGAGGCGGUGAAGUGGCUGCUGGAGGAGAGGAGCACGCUGACCAGCCGCUGCAGCAGCCUGGCCAGCAGCCAGUACAGCCUGGUGGAGAGCCAGGCGGCCUCACGGCGGGGCAGCUGGGACAGCCUGCAGGACCCCAACGACAGGCUGGACAGCAUCUCCGUCGGUAGCUACCUGGACACGUUGGCCGAUGACAUGGAUGAGUAUUCCCAAAACGCCACCGAAACCACUGGCGUACCCACACCGGGCAGAGCCCUGGUCAGGGCAGAGCAGGAUUGGGUGAGGAUUGACCCCGAGAGGGGUCUUGCAAAGCAAGAGAAAGGCAAAGCGGAGCACGAGUGGCCCCACGUGGACAUCUCCCCACCUGGGAUGCCCCAGGAUCACCGGUUUGCUAAGGAGCCCCAGGUGGCCAACGGGUAUUUGGGCCAGCAACCCUCUUCUCCGGAACCAGGCAGAGACACCAAAUUGCCAUCGGGGGCCGGGGAGAAGCCGGGAAAGGGGAAUCCAGGCGGGAAGGCUCGGAAAGCUGAGGCUGACUUCGAGAACUGCAAACUCAACAGCAAAGUGCACCUGGAGUACGAUGCCCACUGGCGCUGGCUCCAGUCUCAGGAUGAUGUGACGUUCUUGUAGCCCGUGGCUUCGCCUUCCCAGUCCAGCUCUCCCAACUGCCCGCUCUGCUUCACUUGUCUCCGUUGGGAGAGCUGAGGUGGUUGGAGAUGGGGGGAGGACAGGCUGGCUUGGUGGUGUUGCACUGUUCCUCUAACCCCCUCAUCAGUGAUGCAGCCCUACAGGAUGGGGUUCCCACCCUGUGGCAAAUUUCUGAGAGAGGUGGGAUGAGGUGGGUUCCUGUAAAUUUAAUCCUUUGCUCUGGGGUGGUGCUUGCAGGUGACUGGUCACCGCUUUGUGGUACUUGAUGUUGGUGGUGGGGAAGGGUUGGUGGGGAAAGCUGGGACAGUGGGACUCCUGGGACCUCUCCCCUCUAAUCCUCAGCCUCCCAUCUGCAAAAACUGGGGACCUUUCCCCCAAACCAGCUACCCAGAGAGGACAGGAGGUGCUCCCAUGCAUCCAUAGCUUGGUGGCACCAGCAUGUGGAUUGCAAGGUGUGGGGCAGGACCAUCAGCAGGACAUCCCUGUUGAAUGUGCUCAUUUCCAUCAUCACCUUCAAGGCCAGUGUCCAUCCAGGGUAGAGCUGACCUGGGGAACCUGGGGUUUGACCACAGCGCAUGGUGGAUCCUAAAACCCCCUACCCUGAGGGUGAAGCCCUGCCUGGAUUAAACAUCUCUGAUCUGAAGCGUGAUCAGGGUGUAGCUGCUCCUGUUGGGUUGUGGGGCCCUUGUCUGUGCCCUGUGGAGGAAAGAUGACAGUGCAGACUUCCCUUCCUGAUGUGAUUACGUGAGAAGGGCAAAGCACUGGGCAGGAGAUGGAGAUCCAGUUCUCCCAGUUUGUUUCUGGACUGUCUUCCACCUUGGGACCAGGUCCUGCAGAAACCCCAGGAUGUGGCAGCGUACAGGCAGCCUGGCAGAGCCUGCGGGGCUCGGACUCAGAAAGGCUUGUGCUUUCCCUUGACGCAGUGUGAUGGCUGGGAUUCUCCAUCGGUGUGAUGAGUGGUGCCACGUCUCUGCCUACUACCAGCAAACAGAAACAAUGAGGCUCCUAUGCUGGAGUGGAUUUGCAGCAACCCUGCCCUGGAGACAUCUCCUCUGUCCUUUUAGCCUUGGCUUCUGCCUGUGCCUUCUACUGUCCACCCACCAUGCCUCCCAGCACACCCCUCACUGGCUUGUAGGGCAUGGCUUGCAGUUGGAGCUGUGCGCGAGCUUGGGCAGGACCUGCUGCCUUUGCCUUGCCAGGGAUGGACCUCAGCAUCCCGCAGUCCCCUGCUUCAAGGAGAGGGGCUCUUCCACACUUGUGGACAAACCUGGAGGGUCCUGGCUUCACAACCAUGGGUAUGUCUGUCCCCAGCCUGUGACAGCUUUGCUCUCAGCACGGUGCUGUUGUUCCCCUGCCUGCAUGGGUUGCAGCCUGGCUCUUUCCUUGCUGGGGUGGUGGGAAUGGGGACAACACCUCCUGAGGUCCGUGGGAAGCCAAGAGAGAUGGAAGACCUGGCUGUGACUCUUUCUAGAUGCAAGAUGUCAGCUGGCCGUGGUUAGGAGGGUGGUUGGGUGCAUGACAGGUUCAGCUGUGUGUCUCUGAAGCAGCACCUGCA